AUGGAUCUGCGCACAGCGCCAAACGCUGUUGAUGACGAUUACGAUGAAGAGCCGCCGGUACCUAUCCAGACUGAGACUAUAGAUGUGUAUCUGCUGAGGCCAGAAGAGUCACGCGAAAUUGAAAUCAAGGAUUUUACUAUCAUGAAGCCUAAUAAAAGCAAGAUGCAUCGCCUUAUCCGCUUCUAUCCUCAUUGUGAUAUUACGUACCGAGCCACGUUGUCCGCCGACGAAACUACGGUGAUGUCCCUUAGCGGCACCGUGGCGAACACGAUACUGCCAGAAAAUCAUCCUCGUCAAAACGGUGGCUUUAGCAAUCCCAGUCGCAACGCAGAAAUUUUCAGACUCAAGAGCGACUUGCUUCAAGAAUACUUUGCCUCGGUGCAAGAUGAUGAUCGAGAAGCUGCUAUGUUUGACGCGCUCAUUGGCCGGUGCGCCCACCCUGCUCAGCACCCCAGUUCUGUAUUUAGUGCUGGGUUCAGUGAUCAACCAGAGAAGAAUGACACGGCUCUUGCAUUUUUACGUGAGCGACGGUCGCUGCCCAAGUUCAAGCGUGUGGAAAUGGAAGAAGAUUGCAUCCCAUUGGCAGGUUAUGAACCAGGAUGUUUAACGCCCGAUGAGCGUCUGAAGUACGUGUCGUCACUCUGGCCAAGCCUAGCACCUGUCGACGAUGACGAAGAUAUUAUGUAUUAUUACGGAAUUGAAGUGCAGAUCGUUUCAGAGAAAGAAAGAGAGAAGGAUCUAGCUGUGGAGAACGAGCUGGAAGAGAAAAGCGAUAUGCAAAAGGAAGGCAAAUUAUCUCUGGUAGCAGCCACUUCAGUGACGGGGAUGGCUUUGAUAGAUAUAGCAUCAUCGACCAAAGCAGAAGGUAAGGUCAGUAGCUCGGAGACAGCACCAACUUGUUCUCCUGAGAAAUCUACAAAAUCGCGAAGUGCAGCGUUUCAGAAGCUAGAAGAGGCGGCAGUAGAAGAUGACGAUGAGAUUAAGCCGAAUCCUAUCGCCACAAAGCAGGAUGACUGGGUACAGUGCGACAAGUGUCAAAAGUGGCGCAGACUACCGAACCAAGUUAACGUGUCGGAGCUGCCAGCUAUUUGGUACUGCAAAAUGAACCGUUGGGACAAGCAUCACAAUAAAUGCGCGGCACAAGAAGAGAAGCUUGUUGUGUAUAUGAAAGGAGCAGAUUUGGCGGAAUACCGUCAGCGAAAGUUUGUUCAGGACUUUGUUCAGCGCUGCAAGCGUCUAGAUAAAUUGACGCACCACUACAUGUACACACAUUUUCACGAUGAUGAUGGAGAGCGAAAAUUUGUGCAGUGCAUGGAAUGCCUCAAGCUACGUCCACUGAUUGGUGGCAUGGACCCAAACAAGGUAGCUGAACCUUUCGUUUGCUGGAUGAACUGGGACGAGCUUUUGGCGAGUUGCUCGGCACCCGAAGGGUUGCUUUAUCCCCGGACGAAUCCAGAACGGUAUAACUCAGCAGCGCGAUGUGAAAGCAGUGUCUUGUAUGUCUUACCUGACGUUGCUGAGGACGAUGCUGUUAGAAGGAAGGGGUUUCAUACCGUAAGUGACCCAGCUACGUUCGGAGACGGUCGUGCAUGCAACAAAUCAGGUAGAAAAGGAAAGCGCAAGAAUGGUUUUGGGACUACUGAGAACGGUGCGAGUGCCGGUAAAGCAGGAAUGGGAAAGAAGACAAAACGAAGAACUUUAGCACAAUAG
This is a messenger RNA of Peronospora belbahrii, 1710 nucleotides long. Lineage: Eukaryota; Oomycota; Peronosporomycetes; Peronosporales; Peronosporaceae. The record is from the annotation of a GenBank genome assembly.